CUUUUUUUUGUUUCUUCCUUCCCUUUGUCCUUUCUUUUAACUUAAUAUUUUUUCAUCCGUACAUACUUAUCUCUUUUUAUAAAGAAAACAAACCUUAAUAAUAACUUACAUCUUCAUGGAUGGUCGCCCCAAUGUGUGUUCGUGGCAGCAAUAGCACCUGUCAACAACUCUUUGUUUUAUUUUAUAUACUUUCUACCAUAAUUAUUAGCGCGCACGCCGACAGUGAUGCCAAACAUUCGGUGAAACUAAUUCCAAGACAAGACGACGGCACGUACGAAGAUCCACAAUGGGUCGAAGGUGAUGGGUCGGAAGACGAUCCCACUGACGGCACAGCAGUAUACCCCACAACUACCGAUUAUUACCAAGAUCCUUCUACUGAGACCAAUUAUAACGACAACACUGCUACUGACACUUACUACGUUGACCCAGCAACAGAAACGAACUGGGAUGACCCGACAGCCACCGAGUCCAAUUGGGCAGAUACCACGACCGAAUCGUAUUGGGAGGAUCCAGCCACGACCACGAAUAACUGGCAGGACACCACGACCACUGAUGAUUGGCAAGACACGAGGACCGAAUCCUAUUGGGAACAAACGGCCAGAUAUUCCGAAGAAGCCACAUCAACAGAAGCAGCUGCAGUCGUUCCCACAACAACAACAACUACCGAACAAACCGUCGCUGCUGAAACAACACAGCAAGAUUCAUCUUCUACCCAAGAGCAACCUACACCCGCCACAACCACCACCGAAUCCUUUUCCAUCACUUCUUCGACUGCGACUCCGUCACUCGUCCUUGGUUCUAACGAGUGCGCAGAAGAUGCAACCGCAGUCGGCGGCACUUGCCCAUACGACUACUUUUGCAACGCCGCUACGAAACACUGUGACGCUUUGAGCGACAAUGGCGGUCAAUGCUAUGAGGAUUUCCAGUGUCAAUCAAGCUAUUGUGAUGACAAUAGCACAUGUGGUAACCGGCCCAACGAAUCCGGAGCAGCAGCAGCAGCCAAUUUAUCGGGUGGUCAGAUUGCUGGUGUUACUAUUGGCUCGGUUGCAGGCGCGGUGGUUCUUGUAGGUGCACUCAUGAUGUGUCAAAAGCGACGGUCGCGUCAAGUCAGUACCCGAGCGCGCAAGUUUGAACAAAUUCGGACAGAAGACGCGGAGGACGAUCUCGAAACUGCCGCCGUGAUGCGUGACACCGAUCAUGGUGAUAAUCGGACUUCAAAGUACAACUUUUUGGCAUCGCUCAUGACAGGUACAGCUGUGGGUCGCUCGUUGUCACGUUUGGGCAAUAAUCGUAGCAUGGAGAGCCAGGCUUAUUUGCAUGGUGGUUCUCAACCAGCCAUGUCUGAGCGAUCGCUCCAACCACCGCCACUGUCAUCUUCAUCAGCAACUGCAGGUAUGACCGCUGCUACUGGAGCUGGCGGACUGGCUGUUGCUACAUACAACAAUAAUAAUAACCGAGAAUCCAAGGUGGAAGAACAGCCUGUGGAUCCAGCAACAUUUGAAGAUCAACAGUACUAUGGCAACCUGACUAUUGGACCUUCUUCUCCGACGCACACCAUUGCGGAUAACCAUGACAACAAUGGAGCUCAGGCAGGACAACAGGAGCAAUAUGAUCCAUAUCGACCCAAUCCACAUGCUAGCUGGUUGUCUCAAGCAUCCGCCAUCGAUCCUUUCGGUACAGCAGCUGCAUACAACUACGCUACACAACCACAUCAAGCUUCUGCAGCAGCCUCAUCAGUCGAACGACCUCCUACUACUGUCAUCCGCGAAUCCACCUAUAACAAUCUCCAUGCACCCAUCUUCCAUGUCAGUGCUCCGCCAGAAGACAAUACGGUACCAGCUGGUGGUGGUGCCUAUGUUCCAGCACUUGCACCUACUAUCCAUGAUCAAUCACGCCAAUCACCUGAGAUGGAUGCUUUUGGAGGCAACGGCGGCGGCGGUGACGGCAGCAAGCGAGGAAGCUGGCUUUUGAAGGAAAUUGCAGCACGAUGGCAGCAAGGGUCGGCAACGGGCGCACGUGCAUCUGGCAUCACAGCAACAACCGAUGCAAGCAGUGUCAAUAACGAUAGCUCUACCUCUAAUACCACUGACGAAUCUAAGCAGCAAAGACCUCAACACAUUCAAACAGAUUCUGACGAUAACAGCAAUAAUAACAAAGGAAGAACGUUAUGGGACGACGCAUUAGCAAGCGCUGGCGGUAGUACAGUAGCACGCUCAGCUUCAACAGCAUCGACCAACCCAUUCCGUAGCAGCAUGUCUAAUCCUCGUGAUAGCGUCAUUUCAGCCUUACGUAUACCACCUAUUCAAGAGGAUGCUUGGUCUUUGGAGGACCAUGCUGCCAUGUCCAGUGAUGAUAACCCUGUCGCCACUACCAAAGGAGAAAACAACAAUAAUAAUGAUACCUCGCUAACAAUGCAGCAACAGCAUCAUCCAUAA
Molecule: messenger RNA, 2435 nt
Organism: Zychaea mexicana
Lineage: Eukaryota; Fungi; Mucoromycota; Mucoromycetes; Mucorales; Lichtheimiaceae
Exons: 3
Coding region: 120-2435 (771 amino acids)
Source: RefSeq, a predicted model, not a curated record